UCCAGGACUGUGAACACUGUUCAUCUCUGAUGCUGCUUUUUGUUAAGACCUAAAUCUGUUUACAUUAACUGAUCGGUUUUAGUUUAUUUUUUCGUAUAUCUGUAAUUAUCAAAAAUGAGCUCUGAGGUUUUAGUUCCUCGGCCACACUAUGACAGCAGAGCUGUGGCUUUGGGGGUUCCAGAGAAGGAUCCACCUGUAGAGAUCCCACAGCCGUCCUCGGGCUCAGCCACCGCGGGGUACCGCUCCGCUAAAUACACCCCGGCUGAGUGGUUCUCCAACUACCACACCAUCCUCCAACAGGCUGGUACCGACCGCUACCAGGCCCGGAGCAUCCAGCGAGAGUCCAAAACUCUGUCCCAGGACACCGAGGCAGCCACUUUGCAGACCCAGGCCGAGGGAACGCGUCUAUUGGGAGAGAGACUACAAGAGAUCCACUACUGGAAGUCAGAGCUGCAGCGGCACAUCGAUCAGCUGCUGGCCGACACCGAGUCACUACUGGGGCUGAAGAGGCGGCUGGAGAAAGCGCUGGACGCCACUGAGACUCCGUAUGCCAUCGCCACCGACAAUCUGAACUGCAGGACAAGAAGACUGGGACCAGACCUGGUCAAAGACUCUGUGGAGGAGGAGCUGUUAAAGGAAGUGGACCUGAUCAGGAGCGUGCAGGCUCUUCUCAAGAGAACUACAGCUCAGGUUGUCACUCAGAUCAAGUUGAACAGAGAGUCCAAGCAGACGUUAGAGUUGGACUGGUCUGAUAAGUACCAGGCCUACAACUUUGACGACCACUGUGGAAGAUACAGUAACAUGAGUCCAGAUACUCAGCGUCACCCCAGCUCAGCCGCCAUGCAGGAUCAGGUGUGUAACCCCACAUCGUGGACAAAGUUUACACAGGACAACCUGAGCAAGGCUUUGCAGGAGGAACAGGCCACCCACAGUCUCAGGCUGCUGGUGGAGCGAGUGCUGCAGGACACCACUGAGGAUCUGAGAGUCCAGUGCUCCCGUGUGGACCGAGCCUUCAGCCAGCGCUGUGAGGAGCUGAUAGAGGCCAAGACCCAGCUGGAGAUGAAGCUUGCACAGGUCUUGGAGCAGAUUGGGACCCAGGAGAGGAACGUUGUGGCUCUACAGCAGGCCAUCCACAACAAAGAGGCACCGCUGAGAGUAGCUCAGUCCAGACUUUACCUUCGCUCCCUCAGACCCAACAUGGAGCACUGCAGGGAUGAGCCCCAGCUCAGUUUGGAGGGGGAGGUGAGGCAGAUUGAUGCCACUCUGGCAUCUCUGCACCAGCAGCUGAGCGAGGCCAGGGGGUCCCUGUCCCACCUGGAGGAGUCGCGCAUGACCCUCGAAAAGGACAUAAACUGUAAAACCCACUCUCUGUUAAUUGAGAGAGACAAGUGCAUGACUCAUCGUAAACGAUACCCAACCAUCUCAAUGCUGUCAGGAUACUGA
Messenger RNA from Lates calcarifer (barramundi perch), 1443 nucleotides. RefSeq names its product tektin-4-like. The record is from RefSeq and is a predicted model, not a curated record. The transcript has 7 exons. Gene Ontology annotation, biological process: cilium movement involved in cell motility; cilium assembly. Lineage: Eukaryota; Metazoa; Chordata; Actinopteri; Centropomidae. Gene Ontology annotation, cellular component: microtubule cytoskeleton; nucleus; sperm flagellum. Bases 115 to 1443 code for a protein of 442 amino acids.